AUGCGUAUUUCCGCUUUGACUCAGGGCACAACGAAUGGCCUUUUCAAGGUUACGGUCGAUGCAUCCACGGCAGAUGCGGUGCUAAUCAAGGUCUACGGAGAUGGCACGGAUAUCACCAUUGAUCGCGAGAAGGAACUCAGGGUGCACAAGCUCCUGGCUGAGCGUCAACUGUCUUCAUCACCACUGGUUCGCUUCAGCAAUGGACAUGCGUAUCAGUUCAUCUCUGGGCGAGUCUGCUCUGAAGGCGACAUGUCUGAGACAAGAAUUUUCCGCGGCGUCGCGAGGGAGCUGGCUCGGUGGCACGCGAUGCUUCCUACAGCGGACCCAAAGGAAGUCUUGACCUACAAACCAGGCGUUUGGUCCACCGCGAAGAAAUGGCUGGAUGCUAUCUCCAAACAUCCUCACCGAUCAAAGGCCGAAAUUGAUGAUUUGCAUGAAAAGUUCAAGUAUCUAGCUGAUGCCUUGUUGUCAACUGACGUGUCGGAGCCCUUGGUUCUCGCUCACGGCGACCUCUUGUGCGCAAACAUAAUUGUACAAGAGUCGGGUGAUGACAUUGAUGUCGCAUCAGUGCGGUUCAUUGAUUACGAACACGCCACAUACUGUCCUCGGGCCUUUGAACUAGCAAAUCAUUUCGCUGAAUGGACCGGUUUCGACUGCGACUACAAUCUUCUCCCCAAGACAUCAACCCGACGCGCCUUCAUCGCAGAGUAUCUCACGACCCACGCCGAACUCUGUCGGGAGCACAACAUACCGACUGUCAAUGAUGCUUCUGUGGAUCAUCUAAUGCGUCAGGUCGACGAUCACAGAGGCUUUCCUGGGUUCUACUGGGGUCUCUGCGCUCUCAUCCAGGCUGAGACAGCGACCGGAACUAUCGACUUUGACUACGCGGGGUAUGCGGCCAAGCGCUUUGCAGAAUACGAGAGCUGGCGUAGUGUGCGGGAGGGAAACAGCCCGUCUCUGCCCCUUAGGGAGCAAGUCUGGUCAAUGCCGUGA
Molecule: messenger RNA, 993 nt
Organism: Fusarium subglutinans
Lineage: Eukaryota; Fungi; Ascomycota; Sordariomycetes; Hypocreales; Nectriaceae
Product: ethanolamine kinase
Exons: 6
Coding region: 1-993 (330 amino acids)
Biological process (GO): phosphatidylcholine biosynthetic process; phosphatidylethanolamine biosynthetic process
Cellular component (GO): cytoplasm
Molecular function (GO): choline kinase activity; ethanolamine kinase activity
Source: RefSeq, a predicted model, not a curated record